This is a messenger RNA of Leishmania major strain Friedlin, 975 nucleotides long. RefSeq lists its product as hypothetical. The transcript has a single exon. Lineage: Eukaryota; Euglenozoa; Kinetoplastea; Trypanosomatida; Trypanosomatidae. The record is from RefSeq and is a predicted model, not a curated record. The coding region runs from base 1 to 975 and encodes 324 amino acids.
AUGCCGUUUGGCGCCGGUGAUGCGAGCAAGGGCACGGCGGCUGCGUUUUCAUUUGCAGCGCCAGCGUCAUCCUCGAGCCAGUCGUCGUCAUCCUUUGGUCUUCCCCCAACCACUAAGCCUAGUGGAUUCAGUUUCGGCGGCAGCACCGCAAGCCCUGCAAGUACGGGGAGUUCAACGACGCCCCAAGUCCCCUUCUCUUUCGGCGGAUUGCACACCAACGGCAGCAGCGCACAAACCGGAGCAACGAGCAGCUUCUCUUUUGGCACCAAUUCUGCUCUUUCAGUGGCAGCGAGCACGCCGGUGGGUGGCUUUAGGUUCGGAUCGGCCCCCGCCAAGUCUCCGGCUACCGCCCCGACCGAUGAGGCCCCAGCGAAGGAACCAGCGCCGGUGACGGCGACAGCGCAGCCGAAGGCCCCUGUCUUUGGUGCCGGCUCGUUUAACUUUGGCUCCGCGGUGAACAGCUUCGUUGAGGCUCGCAAGAAGAUGCAGGAGGAGAAGGGUCAGGAAUCGGAGACCGACGGCGAGGGCGAGGACAAGGGCGGUGACGCACCCAAGGAUGACGCUGACGGCACUGGCUUUGGUAGCGAAGUCGUCGAGCAGUCGGCGCGCGACGUUUUGGCGACGGCGCCAUCAAAGCUGUACUUGUUCGUGAAGGGUGAGGGCGACACGCCGGGCCGCUGGGCGGAGCGGGGUGCCGGGGAGGCGAAGCUCAUUGCCGAGGAGAAGAAAGCGGAUGCUGGGGUUCAUGUUCACCGACUUCUGGUGCGCGGCGGCUACGCCCUCAACGCGACCGUCGGCAAGAAUCUCUUCACGCUCUCCAAGACAGAGGCGAAGCAUUUCAUUUUAGCUGUCGCCACCAGCGAAGGCCCGCACACGUACCUGCUCAAGUUCACCGGCCCCAACGCCGAGGUGAAUACGACGAAGUUCUCGGAGGCAAUCAAGAAGAUUAUGCAGGAGGCGGAGAAGGCCGCGUGA